Messenger RNA from Liolophura sinensis, 1872 nucleotides. RefSeq lists its product as uncharacterized. The coding region runs from base 1 to 1872 and encodes 623 amino acids. Lineage: Eukaryota; Metazoa; Mollusca; Polyplacophora; Chitonida; Chitonidae. The transcript has 8 exons. Gene Ontology annotation, molecular function: transmembrane transporter activity. Gene Ontology annotation, biological process: transmembrane transport. The record is from RefSeq and is a predicted model, not a curated record. Gene Ontology annotation, cellular component: membrane.
AUGGAGGUGCAAGGUGGUUUCUUUUACAGACAUUUCGUACUGUUUGUACUACUUCUGGCACACCUCCUCAACCAGCUGGACCGUUAUAUGAUGGCCAUUACCAUCACACCGAUUGCUCAGGAGCUUCAAUUCGGAGACAAAAGCUGUAUACGAAACAGUUCUAUCCCUGAACAUGGCACGUCUACAAUCCCUUGCAACUUCAAAAAUCGAACAAGUUGCGAAGAAUUCACAACCGAUUGGAACGUCACCAAUGUCUGUAUCUGGGAUUAUGAUGGACAAGGAUUACAAUAUCAAAUCGUGGCCGGGCCUGUUUUCACAGUGGUUUAUACUAUAACAGGGAUCGUAAUCGGCUUUGCGGGCGACGGACUGAACAGGAAAAACUUCCUCUGUUGCUGUAUGAUGUUUUGGUCGGCGUCAACAAUCCUAACUGGAUUCAUAAACACUUAUUGGCAACUGGUGCUACUGAGAUUUGCUCUUGGAAUAGGUGAGGCAGGGUGCACUCCUUUUGCCACUUCUUUAAUCGCGGACUACUUCCGGAAAGACCGCAGAGGGAUGGCCUUGGGCGUUUACAACUUGGGCAUUUACAUGGGCUACAGCCUUGCCUUUGCUCUUGGUAACUUUGUCACGGCCAGAAACAUACUAAAUCAGGGUUGGAGAUGGUCUUUUAUUACGUCCGGCUGCCCGGGGAUUCUUCUAGGUUGUGUUAUGAUAUUUGUUGUAAAGGAGCCUAAACAUACUGCAAAACACGUCAGUAGGAACUCAAAAGGAUUUAAUAAUUCAUCGACCAAGUCUGAUGAACUCCGAAAUACUGUUGUUUAUCAGUCCAGUAAAAAAGCACUUCCUGUUUCCCGUAAUUCCACUUCCGGUCAAAAGAGAUUACCGCAGCCAGAGACGGAAAGGACAACUCUUGCAUUUACAAAUCCAAGCUACAGCGCCUCCUAUUCAACCAAUGACCUGUCGAUAGAAUCUGAUGCCACGGGAAAUAAUUCACAUGACGUACGCACACCUGCAGACAGUUACUCUAACAAUUUGUACCAAAGCGAAAAUGAUACGAUGACCUCAGUGAAUGUUCAAAACUCUCAGGUCAAAAUGGUCUUUUACAGUGGCACAACUGGUUCCGUGGUUGGACAGUCUGGAGUCUCUACUGGGCAACAGAGCAGAAAUGUUAGCGGAAUCCGAAAAAAACUGAUUUCUUCAUUGGUGCCAUUCUUGAACCCAUCACUAGUCCUGCUCGUACUGAGUGGAUCCUUGAGGAAUUCCGCUGGUUACGUUUGGGCGUAUAAUACACAGCCAUUCUUCUCGGCCAUUGGGCAGACACCGACAGAAAUAGGCGCCUACUUGUCCUGGAUACCGCUAGUAGGCGGCAGUGUUGGCGUCGUACUCGGCGGCUAUAUCUCGGAUAACUUCGUGAAGAAAAGAGGCUCGGAAGCACGUGUACUGGUUAUAGUUAUAAGUCAGCUUCUGGCCGCACCCUUUGCCUUUGCUACACUGGUGGUCUCUCCACCAACUGCCUACUUCUUUCAAAUUCCUAGUUACGUUAUUGGUGAGAUGUGGGUGGGGGUGACGCUGACCGUCGUCAUCGAGCUGGUACCCCCAACAUCACGAACAGCCGCUGUGGCCGUCUAUCUUUUCAUCAGCACAAACAUUGGAGGAACCGUCCCACUCCUAGUUCCAACCCUACAGACAGCUUUUCUUAACAGCGGUUUCUCCAAGGCAGAUGCCUUCAGAAGGACAUUAUAUGUGUUGUACCCUGGUCUGGUUGUGGCCUGUGCAGCAUCUUUCCUGUUGACGGUCAUUGUCAUGCGAAGGUACAGAGGGAGAGUCCGGUCAUACAGCAACAUGGAGAUUGACAUCAGUGCAAAACAAACGUAA